Molecule: messenger RNA, 369 nt
Organism: Paramuricea clavata
Lineage: Eukaryota; Metazoa; Cnidaria; Anthozoa; Malacalcyonacea; Plexauridae
Source: the annotation of a GenBank genome assembly
AUGAUAAAAUCCUGCGACUCAUGCCAACCUGAACAGGCCAUUGAACCAGAUUCAUUAAAUGAAAGUAUUAGUGGUCCUAGUGGAUCUGAAGAAUCUUCUAGUCUUUCUAGGGAGCCUACACCGCCCAUGUUUGUACCCAUAAAGAGAAGUGCAAAAGAAAAGCAAAAAGAUUUAAAUGAGGCUAUAGCUGGAACCAUGGAAGUAAUGAAAAACGCAAUAGAAAAUGACUCCACAAAAUAUAUCCUUGCGCUUAUGAGAGAUGAUAUGAAGCAAGCAAGAGAACAAGACCUCAGAUUUCAGCAAUUAAUGGGAACUAAUUACAACAGCAAGUAUCAUCAAAUCAGGCUGCACAAUCUUGGCCAUAUAUAG